Ciona intestinalis (vase tunicate) is the source of this 2345-nucleotide messenger RNA. The record is from RefSeq and is a predicted model, not a curated record. Lineage: Eukaryota; Metazoa; Chordata; Ascidiacea; Phlebobranchia; Cionidae.
UUUUCUUGUUUAUUUUUUAUAUUAUAGGUCAUAGAGAAUUCUGUCUGGUCUCAGACAGUCGUUUGUGACUGUAUUGGAUAUUUGUACAUGCAAUAAAUACGAAAAUAACCUGCAAUAUUUGAAAUAAUUGUCCCAAUUCAUUGCUUCUUUGUAACCAUACUACCAGGUAAUCAGGUAUUUUGCUGCCCCACAAUAUUGUUCAAGAGUUUAAUAAAUAAUUCAAAAUAUGAUGUUUCAAGUAACGAAAAAGCUUCUUUCCUCCUUUAUUUAUUUUAUAGUGCUUAUUACGCAAUGUUCUUGUGAAGUUCUCCAGUUAGAUAGUACCAAUCUUGAAUCAACUUUAGCAAACAACCAAGUCGUGUUCGUUAAUUUUUACGCGGACUGGUGCAGAUUCAGCCAAAUGCUUGCCCCAAUAUUCGAACAAACUGCUGAAAAGAUCGCAACCGAAUAUCCAACCCCAGGCAUGGUUACCCUUGCUAAAGUAGAUUGUGAUAGGCAAGGUGGAAUCGCCCAGCAAUACCACGUUAGUAAAUACCCUACUAUGAAGUUGUUUUACAACGGUAAACCAGCUAAGCGUGAAUAUCGGGGUAACCGAACCCCAGAUGGUAUUGCUGCAUUCAUUAGGGAUCACCUUAAAGACCCAGUGAAAGAAUUCGCUAAUUUGGACGUCAUUUAUGAAUUGCCGCGACAAAAACGAAACGUUGUCGGUUACUUUACAUCAAAGGAAUCAGAAGAAUUUAAAGUUUUUAACAACGUUGCUAAAAUAUUAAAGGAUGAUUGUGAUUUCCAUGCUGGGUUUGGGGAAGUUUCAAAACCUGAAAGAACAACAGGAGACAACAUUAUAUUUAAACCAGAUAGUGAAGCCCAACCAGAAAUGGUGUUCCUCGGUUCUUUAACAAACCAAGAUUUACUGCAUGCGUGGGCUCAGGACAAGUGUGUGCCAUUGGUUCGAGAGAUAACUUUUGCGAACGGGGAAGAGUUGACGGAGGAAGGACUUCCAUUUGUCAUCCUCUUCCACAAGAAAGAGGACACGGAGUCAUUGGAAGCUUAUCGAAAGGAAGUCAGUCGUCUCGUUAGUUUCAAAACCUCGGUUAAUUUCCUGGUGGCUGAUUGUGAAACUUUCUCCCACCCUCUACACCACCUUGGGAAGUCUGUUAGGGAUUGCCCAUUAGUUGCCAUUGAUUCAUUCAAACAUAUGUACAUGUUCCCCAACUUUAAUGAAAUCAAUACACCAAACAAGUUGAAACAGUUCAUUCUUGAUCUACAAUCUGGUAAACUACACCGUGAGUUCCACCACGGACCUGACCCUCAUAUACAAGCGUUACCCGAAGAUCCAUCAGCAGCACCAGCUGUAAACGACAACCCUGAAGUAAUAAGUGCUGAGGUACAAGCAUCAGAAAAACCAGCAGAAGAAGUUGAGACUUCACCACCAGAAUCCAUUUUCAAACAAUUGAAGCCCUCCGAACACCGAUAUACAUUAACAGAUAGGGAUGAGUUAUAACCUUAGUUCAUUGCAGUCAUAAAAACUAAAAAAAAUGCCCCAAUUGGGUCAAAUUCACAUAAAUAAACCUAUUGAAUGCAAACUACUGUCUUAAUAAAGAAAACGUUAAAUUCUGUAUUUUGUUUCAACAAAAAUGAGCAACAAUUUUUACCCAAUAAUGUAGCGUUACUUUAUUCAAGAUUUUUACUUAAUUUUCAAACUGUUUGAAAAUUUUGAUUUGUGUUUUUUGUUGGAGUUAGGUUUUUGAGAAACUGUAUUUAAAAUCUGAUUUCUAAAGCUGUACAACAAUUAAACAUUACAUUUCUUAUCUUUUUUUCAUUUAGCCAUUUUAAAAAGCAAUUAUUUUGUUCUGUAAAUAUCCAAAAUUUUAAGCAAUAAUACAUACGUAGUUGAAUUGUCACAAAUAUUACUUUCUCGCUAAAUAUUCAAAGUUAAAUCUAUUUGUACCCAACCUUCGCAUUAGUUAACAUUGAAUGCUAAAUUUUCUCUUUUGUUUCGUACUUGAAGCAUUUUCUAACUUCAUUUUCGAUUUGAAGCCAUUUUUAUUGGGAAAUGCCAGUUUUUUUCCAGUUAAAUCCAGUAUUUUUCAAGUUAAGUCCACAUUUUUUCAGGUAAAUCCACUUUUUUCCAGUUAAACCAAGUUUUUUUCCAGUUAAAUCCACUUUUUUCCAGUUAAAUCCACUUUUUUCAGUAAAAUCUGGUAAAAUUUGAGUUUGGUUGACUUCAUUGCAAUUGUGUUUCGAUAUUAUUUCCAUUUAAUUGGGUUUCCAUAAUUUCAAUACUCGGUGAUUCUGUGUAGUUGUGCUUGUUAUAUUUUCUGGUAAUAAACUAUUUAUACGAAUUU